AUGGCGGUCGACUACCUCGAUCUUUUCAAUACCACCAAUCCCUUUGUCGCUUUUAUCCUAGAGAUGGUUGCCGUUAUUCUCAUUCUGGGAUUUGUUAAACCAUCUUCCAUCAUCCGUCUAGCGGUCCUACCAUUCAUAGUAGGAUGCGCAUACAGCAUUCUCACUAAUGCAAAAAACUACAUGCGGAUACCAUGGGCAGCCAUCUUAUCUGCUCAAGGCAUGUCACUUAUGCUGAAUUAUAUCGAAAUAGGCCUUCUGAGUCAAUGGAACUUUAAGGCACGGGGUCCGAAUUCGCUGCUUGAAAAAAGAAUGACGAACGGCGUAGGGAAAGAGGGCACGACUUGGGAACGGCUCUGCUUUGGCUUCAACAGCACGAUAUCGAACCGAGAUUUAAAUAAGCCUUUCGAGGUCAAAAAUUGUCCGUACUUUUCUGAAAAUGAUCAUGACUAUGUCCCUUCACGGGCGAAAUUCCUCGUCUGGACAGUCUUACGAUUCGCGGCUUGCUAUUUGGUCCUUGAUCUUAUUGAAUCCCAACCUGCUUCUCCAAAUGCGGACGAGGUAUUUGCACUGCGCUCAAUACCAGUUUUCAGACGGCUGGGUGAGAUAUCGAUUGAGGAGGUCUUCAUCCGUACCAUUGUGUCGUUUGUAUUCUGGGUCAUGGUUUACGCCAUUCUGGGUUGUUUGUAUUCAUCUGUUGCGAUUAUUGCUGUGGGAUCCGGGUUGAGUGAGGUGGCGGAAUGGCGGCCUGUUAUGGGAUCGCUAUCAGAAGCGUAUACCAUCAGAGGUUUUUGGGGGAAGUUUUGGCAUCAGCUCACUCGCAAGAUGAAUACUGGUCCCGCUAAUUAUAUCGCUGAUGAUUUUUUGAAUCUACCGAAAGGAUCCUUGAUCUCUCGAUAUAGCAAGAUAUUUUUGGUGUUCUUCAUCUCGGGCGCCAUGCACUCCAUCUAUGAACUUGGUGGCCCAGUGUCCGUCCAUCCAUAUGGACCCUGGAUCUUUUUUUGUACACAGGUGAUUGGUAUACUACUGGAAGAUGGAGUGCAAGCCAUGUAUCGCUCUCUUACUGGCAAAGUCCGCAGUGACAGGUUACCACCUCUAUGGAUUCGAAUCGUUGGCUAUUUUUGGGUCGUGGCGUUUCUGCUGUUUUGGUCAACCCCAGUCUGGGCUUUUCCUGCUGCGCUGUUUCCGAAACCGGAAGGG
Molecule: messenger RNA, 1197 nt
Organism: Lachnellula hyalina
Lineage: Eukaryota; Fungi; Ascomycota; Leotiomycetes; Helotiales; Lachnaceae
Gene: ataH
Product: Acetyltransferase
Exons: 2
Biological process (GO): lipid metabolic process
Source: RefSeq, a predicted model, not a curated record